GGCCCCGCCCCCGCGGCUCCUGGCGGACUCGAGCGGUCGCCUUCUCCGCGAUGGCUGCCCCGGUGACGCGGCAGGUCAGCGCCUGGGUCCUGAGCCCUGCGAGCUCGGACGCAGAGCGCGGGCAGCCGCUGGCGGCCGCCGUGGCCGAGCUGCCGGUGCUGGACGCGUCCGGGAGACGGUUGCCAUUCGGUGCGCUGUUCCGGGAGCGGCGGGCCGUGGUGGUGUUCGUGAGGCAUUUCUUGUGUUACGUCUGUAAAGAAUACGUUGAAGAUCUGGCCAAAAUCCCCAAGAGCGUUCUCCGAGAAGCAGAUGUCACCCUCAUAGUGAUUGGACAGUCAUCAUACCAUCAUAUUGAGCCUUUCUGCAAACUGACUGGCUAUUCUCAUGAAAUCUAUGUUGAUCCUGAGAGAGAAAUUUAUAAAAGAUUGGGAAUGAAAAGAGGUGAAGAAAUUUCCUCCUCUGGGCAGAGCCCCCACAUCAAGUCCAGCCUGCUCUCGGGGAGCCUUCAGAGCCUGUGGCGGGCAGUCACUGGCCCACUGUUUGAUUUCCAAGGAGACCCAGCUCAGCAAGGAGGAACUUUCAUCUUAGGUCCAGGUAACAGCAUCCACUUUGUGCACCGAGACAGGAAUAGGUUGGAUCACAAACCCAUAAACUCUGUUUUACAGCUUGUGGGAGUUCAGCCUGUGAACUUCAUGAGCAGACCUACAGUUAUCCAUGUGUGACUUAACCUGGGAUCUUCCACUUGUCAAUGGGCCCUUGAAAAGUGAACCAAAAUGCCAGGCAUCAUAGCUUCAUGGGGUUAUGAAAACACAGAGCGCAUGUGCCUGUAGAUCUUCAUGCUUGACGUUGUCAAAAGUGCAAUAGACAUUUAAAAUGUUACAGCUUCUAUAAUUUUAUACAAAUUAUAUAAAAGUCAAAAAUUAUAAAACUAUUACUACUGUUGUUAAUACCAUUUUUUGGAUAUUCAUUCAACAAAAGUUUUUGGCAACUAAAAUAGAUGAGGGGGUGCUGGAAAGAGGACCCAGGACCCAGGUUUGGUUCCCAAAACCUACAUGGUAGCUCAUUCUUUAUAACUCUAGUUCUAGGAAAUCCAACAUCUUCUUCUAGCCUCACACAGCAGGGACACAUGUGGCACACAUGCAUACAUGCAGGCAAACCCUCAUACACAUAAGAACAAAUAAAUAGUUUAAGAAAUGCAUGGUGUGUGUGUGUGUGUGUGUGUGUGUGUGUGUGUGUGUGUAGGGAAGGAAAGGGAAGGGAAGAAGGGGCACAGACUUGUAUGUAAUCCUAGUCCUGAGAAAUGAAGACAAGAGUCCAGCCUGAGCUAUAUGGGAAAAGCCUUUCUCAGAAAAAUAGUUAAUGGAAGGGAGGAAUGCAUAAAGGGAAGGAAAAGCAAUUCAGGAAAGUUUUAUUUAGCAGGAAAAAAAAGAUUGUCAAAUUCUGUAAACAGUAUAACUACAUGUAUGUGUGUGCCUAAUUUUUUGUACGCUUUGAGAAAAGAAGGUAAAUAAAUACAGAACAACACUGCCAGUAGGCCUGUGUAUGUCUGUGGUGAAAGUAUAGGUGUUUCUGCUUGCUUUCCAAGUUUUCCUUGUUCUUUCAUAAGCUUUGCUGAUUUGGGGGUGGGGCAGGAAAAAAAAAUCUUUAAAUACUAAAGUGAAAAUGCCUGCCUACAUAAAACUUCUUUGGAAGUGUAAGUGAUUUUCUGUAUGGUGGUUGCCUCCAAAGUGAGGAUUCAUUGAUUAAGUAAAUGGAACAAAACCUCUUACAGAGAGCAGAGUGCCUGGUCAGCAUUCACCCACUGCUGAUUGCCCUAGCGUUGUGUUGGGGAAGUAAGUGGAGGGAAAUUCUUGGUUUGGUGUAGGGCCUGUGCUGAAAAUAAAAACCAUUUUUAUGCAUGUGAACACAUAUUCUGUUAUCACUGAGUUACAUCUCAUAUUUUAAAUAUCUAGGACAAAUAUUUGAUUAUUUAAAUGUCUAGAACAGAGAGGCACCUAGAAUGUCUGUAGUUCUAGAUUUUAUCCCUAGCAGUGCACCUAAAUUCACACACACGCACACAUGUAUAUAUUAUAUAUAAUGCUUUUUUAAAGGCAAUGUUAAGCUGUUUUAAAGCUUUGUAAUGAAAAUGCAUGAUGUUUGGUUGGGCAUGUCACCUCAUGCUGGCAAUCUCAGCAGAGGCAGAAGCAGUGAGGCUGGGGCACAUACUGAGUUCCAGGCCAGUCUGGGCUAUAGAUAGUAAAACUGUGUCUCAAAAAUAACAAAAAGCAAACAUGUAACCAGUGGUGGUGGUGUGUGGGGAGGCAGAGGCAGGAGGAUCUGUGAGUUCCAGGACAGCCAGGGCUCCAUAGAAAGACCCUGUCUCAAAAACAAAACAAUUAGGAAAAAAUGUGCAUUGGGUUUUGUUGUACCUUCCUAGACAUCUGCUUUUUCUCACCCCCAAAUCUGUCUUAUUUAGAAAACUAAUGUCAUAUUUUACCUUCAGAAUCUUACUUUUGUCUCAGAAAUUCUCAUGAAAAGUAUCACAAAAUCAAAACACAUAAUCCUUAGCAACUGUAAUACUUCUAAGACCUCAUACUUUCAUAUAAAGCAGAUUAAGUCACAAAACUGUAUCUUAAUGUAUUUUCACAUGAAUAUAGUCAUGUUUUUAAAUCAAUAAAAACGAGAAUUUUCAGAAUUUAAAAUGAAAA
Meriones unguiculatus (Mongolian gerbil) is the source of this 2687-nucleotide messenger RNA. It is a transcript of the gene Prxl2c, whose product is annotated as peroxiredoxin like 2C. Lineage: Eukaryota; Metazoa; Chordata; Mammalia; Rodentia; Muridae. The transcript has 6 exons. The coding region runs from base 51 to 722 and encodes 223 amino acids. The record is from RefSeq and is a predicted model, not a curated record.